AUGGACAGCAACAGCUCUCCUGCGCGGCCAGUGUGGCCCGCAAAGAAGAGUUGGGCCUCCACGCCAGUCACCGCAUCCUCCUCUCGCGAACCAACGCCCUCUUCAUCUUCCGCAGCCUUCCCACCGCUCUCGUCACCCCAGUCACGGCGCGGCUCAGCACGACCCAGUCCUUCUCCCCUCAGCUCCGACUCUUCGCUCAUCUCGAGCUCCGCCUUCAACCCGUACCCGACACGCAGGCAGGAACUCGCCCUCCGCGCAGCCAGCCACGGCACGCGCAAACGCUCCCACAUCACACGCAGCGAUCCGUCCACUUCUCGCAUCCACUCUUUGCUCGACUACGACCACGAUGGUCACGAUACGAUUAUGCGCGAUGUCGACGACGAUGACGACGACGAUGACGAGGGGGGACAGGUGUCUUCACGAGGCGCAACAAUGUCCUCGAUCGUGUUUCGAGACCUGUCGACGUCGGCUUCGGCCAGCAGAGCCAGCUCACCUUGGCAUCAAGGAGGACUGAGUCCGGGGCUGGCUAUGUUCGCAACGACGAAGUUUGGCGGGAAGCCAAUGAAGGUGCUUGCGAAUGUGGACGAGGAGCUGGGUGCCGCGCAUAUGGGUCCAAGGAUCUACAAGCGGCAUAACCAGAAACACGUUCGGAAUAAAGUCAAGGCCAAGAUCGAUGCCAGUCAUGCGAUCGGUGCGACGAGAGAAGCGCGCGCUAAUUUAUCGGCAACUGCAAGAGCAUCGCAAGGCCGAACACUCGAUGACAGCACACCAAACACGGGCUCAGACUUGACCGCCGAGGAGCAGGGACGGUUGCGGCGAGUCGAUCUGCAGAAGCUGGUCGACGAGUGCAGGCGAUCUCACAACCUGUUGGCCGUUGAAAGGAGAGCUGCUGCAGAUCAGCUGUCUUCCUCCGAUCAGAUGCUGCCGGCGUUGAAGACGUUGACUGCAGCGAUACGGUAUCGACUUGCGGACCCAGGAACUUGGACCUCGUCGAGGUCGCUGCCGCUGCAUUCAGACGACCUCCUUCCUGUCGGGCUGCAAGGCGAGCAUCCGAUCGACUUUGCCGUUCUGUCCUCAACAAUGCUUGUUCAGGUGCGGAGAUCUGUGCUGCAAGGCUUGUGCGACUUGCUAGAUGCGCUUGCCAAUUCGACAACCGAGGUAUCCAUUUACACGCUCUCCAGCCUCCUGACAAUUCGGUCGCUGCGUCCCACCAUCACCAGCAAUGUCGAUCUCAAACCCAUGCUGCAUCGAACCUUUCUGCACCUUCUCGACACAUUCCAACGUCUUUCAGAAGGAUCGACCAUCUCGUCUGUCGAACUCCUCUCCAGCGUCCUGGAGAAGGUGGACGAAAGCGACCCAGAUGCAGAUGCAUUCGUCGAAUUGGUAGGCGAGCUAGUCGGCCUCUGCGGACAGCAAAUGUCUUCCAACCCUUCCAUCCUCACCGAAACACAAGACCGCAUACUCGUCUCCGCCGCAUCAUUCCUCUCGCUCUGCUUUCAACUUAACUCGACGCGACCCGCUGCGACACGGCUCCCCGCGCACGCCUUCUACUGCACGGUGCUCGACCUGGCGCCCUUUCUGGAACAUUUCAUCCACCACGCAGCCUCCCUCGUGCGCUCCGGCGCCGCAAAUUCUGGGAUGGCAAAGUUCAACGUCUGUCGGUGGGCGUUUCUGCUUUCUCUCGGAGCGAAAGUGAGAAUUUUGCAGCUGGAGAACGAGGUUCGGCUGAGCAGGGUUCACGCGCGCGGAUCCGCGGAGGUUCAAACGUUCACGCUCGGCCAGGCGAAGGAUGGUGGUGUUGCGCAGUUGAGCGUGAUGCCGAACAGUCUCAGUUUGCGGAUCGAGAGGGAAGCGGCGUGGGAGCAGAGCAAGUCGUUGCUGUUGCAGCUGCUCGAAUCGGGUGCGCCGGUGCGCGGGGUGCGAGUGGAAUUUGCAGGUGAACAGGCGGCGGAUGGUGGUGGACCGGCGAGGGAGUGGUUCGCUACGGUAGCGUCUAGCUGGUCUGAUGUGCAGAAGGUGCUGGGUCCACACGGAUGGUUCAUCGCCACCUCCGCGGUCGACGAGGAGGAAAGCGAGGAUGCAGCGGCGUUCCUUGGUAUGCUCCUCGCGCUCGCAGCGCUGCAUACCACCAAACUCUCGCUUCCGUUCUCAUUGCCAGCUGUCGCAUUCAAGAUCGCUACGGCGUCGAGUUUGGACGGAAUGGAGCUCGUACCGGUCGAUCUGGAGUUUGCCGAUGCUGCGCUGGCAAAGUCGUUGCAAUCUGUAUUGGAUUGGACGCCACUGAGCGGGGUUCUGGACGUGGACAAGCUGUUCGACAAUACAUUCUCGCUUACCUGGAGUACGAACAUACGAACCGCAGAGGGGGCGAUCAAAACAAUGGAUCUGGUUCCUGGUGGUCGACAUCGGAGUGUCAAAGUGGCAGAGAGGAAGGAGUACGUUUCCAAGUUGAUCUGGCGCGUGCUCAUCGGUUCGGUUAGCAAACAGGUGGGGGCGUUCAGAGACGCUUGGCAGAGCAUCAUGCCUUCGCACUGGGUGAACGGAGGGGUGGCGAACGGUGCAGAGUCUGCUUCGGACGUGCUCGGUAGAGGUGGGUUGGCGCUAUCGCUGUUCAGCCCGGAAGAGAUUGGUCAGGCGAUCGUUUCGAUCCCGACUUCGGCCGGCUCUGCACCAGCGACCCCGCUCGACAUUGCGGAUCUCAAACAGUCUACCGAAGUCAUCUUCCCCAGUUCAAUUGGCGAUGUCGCAGGCGGAAAAGCGGUGGAAUGGUUCUGGAACACAUGGUCCACUUUGAUGCCGCUCGAGCAGCGUCGUCUGCUGGCGUUCAUCACGGGUGCGCAGGAUCUUCCGGCAAGCGGAGCGAGGGGUAUCGGACUGCGUAUCCAUCUGGUGCAUCCGAAUGGGGAAGGGAUGGAUGCACGUUCGUGGCCGCUGCCGUGGUCUUCGACGUGCACGUCGACACUGUUCUUGCCGGUCUAUCCGAGCUGCCAGGUGCUGGAGGACAAGGUACGGAUCGCAAUCGAGCACUAUCAGGGGUUCGGAUUGAGGUAA
Pseudozyma hubeiensis SY62 is the source of this 3048-nucleotide messenger RNA. Its product is annotated as ubiquitin-protein ligase E3. The record is from RefSeq and is a predicted model, not a curated record. NCBI's taxonomy places the organism in Eukaryota, Fungi, Basidiomycota, Ustilaginomycetes, Ustilaginales, Ustilaginaceae. Bases 1 to 3048 code for a protein of 1015 amino acids. Gene Ontology annotation, molecular function: ubiquitin-protein transferase activity. The transcript has a single exon.